AUGAUAGAAUGUGUGCAGCGCGAGGCCAUGGAGGAAGCCGGGCUCACGCUUUCUUCGAUUUAUCCUCUCGACCUCGAUGAAGGCACACUGCACUGGUAUACGGCCAAGGUGACGGCAGAUGGGCCCCGUACCGAUAAGAACCUGGAUGAAGAGAAACACGCAGUCAGCGGUAAAAACGACUGUCUGCAAGAGGUCUUCCUGCCACAACACAGAGGAAACCAACAGCUUUCUGAGAAGAGGUCAAUUAUCAACACCUCGGUGUGCAGCGACCCGAUAAGAGGUGUGCCAGAGCUGGGUCUUCAUCCUUUGCCGCCGAUGUGCGGCUCAUGUUCUCGGAGAAGGGCAAUCUGUGUCCCGGAUGUCUUCAAAGUCUCUAGACGCCAAGCCAUCACGAGGUCGCGGAUGCAGGAUCACGACAGCCCACCAUCAGGAACGGUCUCGCCCAGCUCCCGAAUGAGCCUGGCAAAAUUCGACGUAGGGUCACAGCGCUCCGCGGUAGGCCUGAAGACAGGGUGGGCCUGGUCCUUGGAUUCGCGCAGCUGGGACGCGCACAAACGAGUCGUGGUGGUGCCCUUUGCGACAUUUUGA
This is a messenger RNA of Pyricularia oryzae 70-15, 588 nucleotides long. RefSeq lists its product as uncharacterized. The transcript has 5 exons. The coding region runs from base 1 to 588 and encodes 195 amino acids. The record is from RefSeq and is a predicted model, not a curated record. NCBI's taxonomy places the organism in Eukaryota, Fungi, Ascomycota, Sordariomycetes, Magnaporthales, Pyriculariaceae.